Messenger RNA from Heterotrigona itama, 1443 nucleotides. The record is from the annotation of a GenBank genome assembly. NCBI's taxonomy places the organism in Eukaryota, Metazoa, Arthropoda, Insecta, Hymenoptera, Apidae.
AUGCGAUGCGUUCAUUUGGCUGCACGAUUUACGGUAGGAAGGUACGAGAUCAAUAGAUCUAGUGUUAUCUAGAGUAAUCUUUUAUUAUAACAACAAAAAUUUAUACAUUUUAUCACAUUUUAUGCAUUUUAAAUAUCCUUUUUUAAAAAAAAUACUAUAUUUUCUGUUAAUAUUAUGAUAUUUUCAAAAUUUCAUAAUUUAAAGUUUGACAUUUCAUUGAUUUUAUAUAAGAAAAAAUAACAUAUAUUUUCUUAAUUUUCAUAAUCAUAAUAAUAUCUUGUAAAAAAUUUAACCCAAUGAUCUAUUAUUGUUUGUUUUAAGUAUUAAAAUUUGACUUGUGAAAACAUAACGGUGACAUAACCUUUACAAAACACGAUGCAUAUGUUUAAUUAAAGGUUACGAUAAUAGAAUAGGAUAAAGUUUUUGUUAAAAAUUUUGUAUUCAUUUUUUUUUUUAACUGUGCUAGCCUUCAUUUAUUUAGGACAAAUAUCAAAGUGAAAAAUAAAUGUAUGACUAUUAACUUGUUUAUUUUCUAGAUGGCCGAUACAAUUGAACCAAAAGAAACAACAGCUCAGGAGAACAAAAGUACUUCUGCAAAGACGAAAAAAGGUGGGAAGGGAGGAAGAAUUAGGCCUAGAAAUUACAAUCUAGGGAAUGGCGUUUAUAGAUUUAGUCGUACUCGCAUGUUUCAUAAAAAAGCCAUCUAUAAAUUCAUCGAUAAGAAAACUCCAAAAACUGUUAAGCCUAAAAAACCAAUCACCAUUGAAAAGAAAAUUAGUGGUGAUAAAAAUGGAGAAAAACGAAUAGUGUUGUUAAAAAAGAAGCGUGCAAAUUUUCCUACUGCAGAUCCAGUAACCGUGCAUCACUCCAAAAAAUGUUUUCGAGAUCACCACCGAUAUUUGAGAUCUUCUUUGCAAGCAGGAACUAUUUGUAUCCUGUUAGCUGGCCUUCAUAAAGGAAAGCGUGUUGUUUUCCUGAAGCAACUUAAAAGUGGACUACUCUUGGUCACUGGUCCUUUCAUGAUCAACGGUUGCCCCCUUCGUAGAGUUAGCCAGAAUUAUGUAAUCGCUACUUCAACGCGUAUCAACAUUUCUGGUUUAAAGAUUCCAGCUCACAUCAAUGACGAUUAUUUCAAAAGAAAACGCGAGAAACGCGCGAAGAAGGAAGAAGGAGAUAUUUUCAGUAAAAAGAAGGACGAAUAUAAACCAAAUGAUCAAAGAAAGGCUGAUCAAAAAUUGGUUGAUAAAUUUAUAAUCGCUGCUAUUAGGAGAAACAAAGAGAAAAAAACAUUAUUCACAUAUUUAUCAGCGAUGUUUGGUCUGAGGAGCAACCAGUACCCACACAGAUUGAAAUUUUAAUCUUUUGUGAUUUGAUUACAAAUGUAUAUAAUAAAUACAGAAACAAAAUAAAUUCUUUUGAAACUUUGAUUAUAAAUAAUCAUAA